AUGUCUUCAAAAGAAUCUCGUAGAAGAUCAAAUAGAAGAUCUCAUAGAAAACCUAAAUGGUAUUAUUGUAAAUUUAAAGAUAGUUCUACAAGUACAUCAAGUAUCACGGAUGAAGGAUCAAAUGGAAGUUCUUCAAGUGAUGAUUAUAAACAUUAUAAAUUUCGAAAGGGAGAAUACAUAAAGGAUUAUAAAGUAAGAAGACAUAUUUCUGAUGGAACAUUUGGAAGAGUAUUGAAAGUAAGAAGAAAAAAUUCAAAAUCAUAUGCCAUGAAGAUUGUGAGAAUUAAUCAUGCAGAUAGUGCUUAAUAAGAAGCAGAUAUACUAUUUUAUUUGAAAAAGAAAGACUUAAAUAGAUACUUUGUUGAAAUAAUAGAAAGUUUUUAUCAUAGAGGAUAUUAUUGUAUGGUGUUUGAGAGAGUAUUGUUUGAUAUAUAUUGAUUUUUUAGCUUGGACCAAGUUUAUAUGAUAUGUUAAGAAUGAAUCAAAAUCGUGGAAUUCCAAUGAAUUUGAUUAGAUGCAUUAGCAGAUAAUUAUUAAAAUGCAUUGGACUUUUACAUGAUUUAAAAUUAACACACACAGAUUUAAAACCAGAGAAUAUUCUUUUUAGUAAAAUACGUUAGUUAUAAAAAGGACAAAAUGACAUGUAAGAAAUACUUUUAAAUUUUAUUAGGUAUCUACCAGCGGAUCACAAGAUCAAGAUUAUUGACCUCGGUGGAGCAGAGUUCGAUGAUGAAGACCAUAAUUGUAUAAUUAAUACACGUCAAUAUAGAGCUCCUGAGGUUCAGUUGUAAUGUUGUAAAUGGGAUUAGAAAAGUGAUGUAUGGGGAAUAGCUUGUAUUAUAUUUGAAAUGUACAAAGGUAGGAAUGAAAUUUAAAAUAUUAGGUCAUUUACUAUUUUAAACUAGAAAGAAUGAAUUUGAACAUAUGGCUUUGGUUGAGAAAAUAACAGAAUAGAACUUUCCUUAUUGGAUGGCAAGUAAUGUGAAAGGAAGCUUAAAAUAUUGUUUUAAUACAAAAAAUGUUAUCAAUGGAAAAUACUAUUAAUGGCCAUAAGGAACAACUACUAAAGAUAGCAUACUUAAGGUCAAGAAUUAACAAACUUUAAGGGAGAUGAUACUCGAUCCAUUACUUAGAGAUUUAUUAUAAAAAAUGUUAGAAAUAGAUCCAAAUAAAAGAAUCAGUUGUUUCUAAGCAUUGAAUCACAAAUUCUUUUGUAAUUGA
Paramecium pentaurelia is the source of this 1221-nucleotide messenger RNA. The record is from the annotation of a GenBank genome assembly. NCBI's taxonomy places the organism in Eukaryota, Ciliophora, Oligohymenophorea, Peniculida, Parameciidae.